AUGAAGAAACCAACUCAAUCGUUUAGGCGUUCUUGUGGAUCCCCGGGAUACAAAGUGCCACUCAUUAUAAUCGCCCUAAUCACGCUUACGAUCCACUAUCAAGGCGCCGUGAGUGAAAGUGGAGCAACGAGAGAGCUUAGAACAGGAGGUUUGUAUGAUGAAUUUGUGGAUCUCGCCCAGGAUGCUUACCAGCAAACGGCUUCGAAGAUUUCUAUAGUUGGUGAGCAAGUAGAAGAGCAAUUCGGCGCAUCUUUCGAAAAGAUGUUUCCAGAUCGUGCGGAUUCCAGCGAGUCCAACAGCCAGCGGACCAACCGUUUUGAUGUAAAUGACAAUCCAUCAGGAGAUCAUCAGUACGAUGUAUUGCAACGGGACGAAAGUGUCCGGAGCGACACACUGGUUUUAGGAAGUAAUAAGGUGACAGCCGCAGCAAACAAUGACGACGUGGAGGAGAGUGAGGAUGAAGAAGGCAAAACUGAGAGAGAAAAGUAUGAUUCAGAGGAUAGCCAAAACACAUCGGAUGACGGCGCUGAUGGUCCGACCACCAAAGAAAAUAAUGAUGAUACGGAAGAAGACAAUGAGAGAGAAGACGAAGAUGAUACGGAGAAAAAGAACGAGGGAGAAAAUGAUGAUGAUGACGACAAGGAGAAACACGCAGCAAGUGGAAGCUUGAAGGAAAACGCACGCAGGGCUGACCAAGCCAAUCGUGAUGGCGAUCUGACCACUCACAAUAACAAAGACAGUGAUGAGAGUAGUACGGACAAUGAUGAGGAAGAUGACUCUGAAAGUGAAAACGAGAAUGAUAACGCUCAACGCACCCGUGCAUUCCAAAAGAAACUGAAAGUCAAGCAAGCCAUGGAAAAGGAAGAAGCUCCUACAGAGAAACGACCCCACAGAGUCGUAGUGGUAGAAAACGCCGCGCCUUUACCCGACGCUGAAGAGGUACACGCGCUGUUAAAUGAACGAAAGGCACAUCGAGAAGAUGAGACGAACCACGACGUAGAUAGUGAUGAAGGUAACACCCAAAAUACCAAAAAGCACAGAAAAAAGAAGCGAAAGAGUAAGGCACAUGCGAAUAGCGAUGCAGAUACAGCAGAACAGGGAAACGCGUUCAAGGACUUAACCCAGUUGGAUGAUACCACGGCGAAUAUGAUAGAGGGAGGUGGUGCGCUACGAGUUCGUUCGAAAUAUGCGCGCGGCGAGCAUUACCAACGACAAUCAUCAUAUGAAAGCGAAACCGUCUUUAACUACACAGCUUUGGGCAUUGAGCUGCACCGAGAGAAGUUAUAUGGGAAAGAUACUUGCACGCGACUUACGUACGAAAGAAUAGGAAGACCAAAUGCGCUUGAUUUCGUUCACCCCAUGAACCGAAAAGAGUUCGAAAAGUGGGGUGUGAAUCCUCCUAUAGAAUCUGUGUCUGCAAAAUGUUUUCUGACGCAGAGCUCCAAGAUUGAGAAGCAGAACAUCCCUUUGAACAUGCUAGAUCGAGUGUGUGCAUUCAAGAAUCUAUGCGUACAGGGAGGCAGGCGGAUGACUCAGGGAUUAGAUCCGGAGGAGAUCGAGAAAGAGAACACCGUCAGAAAGUUUACUCGCCCGGUGAUUUUUAUUAAUAACAAUAGUAGAAACCAGCUGUCCCGCGUUCUGACUGUAGUGGGUAUCUAUGAUGCGCUGGAUCUGGCGGGAUUGUGGCCACCUGAACGACGAGUUGAGAUCGUUAUCAUGAAAGACGAGGCACCCCAAAGUGAAAGGGAGAAGGCCCAUUUGCUUCCAUUCUUCGACCCUAAAAUGUAUCAUAUCUCAUACUCCGGCACAUGGAUGAACCCAAAAGGGCACGCUACCUGCUUCGACCAAUCAGUUGUGGGUGCUGGAGGGUCAUACUUUCCUAUUCUACGAACCCGAGACAACAUUACCAUCGCGCAAACAAGUCGAAAGUACCCAGAUUCUCACCUCCGGCUACAACAUAUCAUGCCCAGGGUAAUCUCUGAAUUCACUAGGAUACAUGGUGACGUCAAGCCAAAACCAUGUACAGCGCUGCUGAUAAUCCGUGGGAGUACUCGGCAAAUCAAAAACCGCGAUGAGGUUGUAGAGUUUCUAGAAUCAGAAGGGUACAAGGUCACAAUGCACGACUUCUCCGGGCAAGAUCUAUUGGAGCAGAAGCUUGUGUCGCGAGAAUACGAAGUCGUCAUCGGUAUGCAUGGUGCUGGACUGGUAAACAUUAUCAUGUCUCCAAACACUUCGCUAAUCGAGUUGCAUCCGUACAAGCAUUCAAAGGAGACAUACAGUGCUCUAUAUAGCUACACGGAAUCCCCAUACUACGCGUGGUAUAAUCAGGAAGAGAAGAACUCGUUCGAGAACAAUGAAAGCAAAGCUCAAACGAACGAUCAUUAUUUCUGGAAACAAAGACAUCAGUACAUCGAUAUGCCUAGCUUCAACUCGGUCACGUGGCAAAGAUACCGUUCGGAUCAAGAUAAAAGGACGGGCGCGAAGAUUUGUCGGCCAUAAUGGAAGCCUUGUAAACCUGCAAUUAGUAGCAUUUAUGAGUGUAGCUCUGAUGACCACGAUCACGUAUGCCGCUUAGGCCUAGUAAAUCCCCACCAAUAGAGAGUACAAAUCUGGUGUGAUCCGCACAGACACCGUUAGGCAUGACAGUGUUAGGAUAGACGUCUG
This is a messenger RNA of Sphaeroforma arctica JP610, 2664 nucleotides long. RefSeq lists its product as hypothetical. Gene Ontology annotation, molecular function: glycosyltransferase activity. The record is from RefSeq and is a predicted model, not a curated record. NCBI's taxonomy places the organism in Eukaryota, Ichthyosporea, Ichthyophonida. The transcript has 14 exons. The coding region runs from base 1 to 2499 and encodes 832 amino acids.